ACACGAGAGGUGUUGCCUGGGAGCACUACUGACAUGUUUGUUUGACCUUGAAUAUCUUCUUUCAGUUUUGUAAUCUUCAAAAAAUCCAUUCAGAUGAGGAACUUAGGUGCCACUAGCUACCUCUCCUUGACCUCUCAGUGACCCCCCGAGUGGCCCCUCCCCCCGUCCUGCAGAGAUGAACUGGUCGGCGUUGGAGGUUCUCAUCAGCGGAGUGAAUAAGUACUCCACCGUGUUCGGCCGGGUGUGGCUGUCCAUGGUGUUCGUGUUCCGCGUGCUGGUGUUCGUUGUGGCGGCGCAGCGCGUGUGGGGGGACGAGAGCAAGGACUUCGACUGCAACACCCGGCAGCCCGGCUGCACCAACGUCUGCUACGACAGCGUCUUCCCCAUCUCCCACAUCCGCCUGUGGGCCCUGCAGCUCAUCUUCGUCACCUGCCCCUCGCUCAUGGUGGUGGCGCACGUCAAGUACCACGAGGAGAAGGACAAGAAGUACUCCGCCACCCACCAGGGCCACCACCUGUACGCCAACCCAGGGAAGAAGCGCGGGGGCCUGUGGUGGACCUACCUGCUCAGCCUGGUGUUCAAGGCGGGCAUCGACUCGGCCUUCCUCUACAUCCUCCACCACAUCUACGAGGGCUACGACAUGCCCCGCCUCAUCAAGUGCUCCCUGGAGCCGUGCCCCAACACCGUGGACUGCUACAUCUCCCGCCCCACCGAGAAGAGGAUCUUCACCCUCUUCAUGGUGGUCUCCUCGGCCAUCUGCGUUUUCAUGUGCAUCUGCGAGAUGAUCUACCUGGUGGGCAAGCGCUGCCAGAAGGCUCUGAGAGCCCGCCUGCAGAAUGAGCUGAAAUCACACGGCGAGAAUCACGACAGACCGCCCCGGUCCGAGUGCAUAAGGAUGGAUCCCACGGCUACGCCCCUCGUCCAGAAUAGCACCAAUAUGAAGGCCGAGGAGGCGGGCACAAGCAAGAUGAGCUGAAUCAAGCGCCAUGUGCUGCAUUUGCUUUAAGACUGCUUCAGGACCUACACAGGGCAAGCGUAAAGAAUGUCAGGUGUUUCCUGAGAGACAAUGAGAUGAGCUGGGACUCAUAGCUUUACAGAGGUCACCUUUUUAGUUGUGUGUAAAUUAUGAUGGUUUCCGCUAACUCAGUGCAGUGGACUCUCCCAAUUUGUAAGGUCCACUUUGGAACACCUCAGCGCAUGGCAGAAUAUUGGUAAAACAAUUUAAUCUUAUAAAUCUAUCUUAUCAAUGUCAUUGUUACUAAUCAGCACUGAGACGAACACUUGAAAAAACACUACAUGGUUUUUUUCUUCUGUGGUUCUUUUUUUCCUAGUGAAAGGUAAAUGCUGCCCUCCAGUGUUUAAACAAAGUAAAACAAGUGGGAUGGCAGGUGUCCCAUCCACUAAGUUACGGGUUGGCGGGGUAUACCCAUACCUGCACACCAUCGGAACCUGGCCUCUUUCUGGGUUUCCUACAGAAUAAAUUAGAAAUAACCGAGAGGUCUGACUCAUGACAUGUAGUUGGCAUCUAACUUCAUUUCAACAUACAGAAUUUGAAUAGAAUCUCAUACAGGCACAGAAAACAGCCAACUUGGACCCUUUUCACUUUCUUCCUUUUCUUUGUUUUUUUUCCAUUUUAUUUUACUUACCAAAUUACAUAAUAAUAAUGCUUUGGGCUCUAAUACUUGUCUGUCCACCAUCUUUAUUAUGCAUUCAGUCUUGGUGGCUGGCUAUCUAAUAAUCUAUUUUUUUCUCCUCACACACAUAAUUUGGAAUAAUAUGGACACUGAAUCCAAAAACAGAACACUGUUUUUUUUUUUUCAGAACAUGGUGCAAGCAAUACAUUCUAUUAUUAUUUAAUGAGGAUGGUCAUUUAUGUAACUUUUCUGAAUUUGGAAUGAAGAAAGCUUUUUGCCACAGCAUUUGAUGCAAUCCCUAGAGGUGUUAUAAAAGCUGUUUUAAAAAUUAAAUGGAGAGAUUUGCCACACCACAAAUUAGAAUCUAUCAUCUACAAUUUUACUGGAGGGUGUAAACAUAUUGGAUAAAAAUGUAGAAAUAGCUAUAUUAGGAAUCUUUGUAUGGGAGUAACUAUCCCACCCUCUGCUUUGUAUUAUGUGUCAAAAUGUAGGAACACAAAUUGGAAAGAAGUUUGGAAAAUAACAAACAAGUAUCAUCUAACUAGUCAGACAUAUGUGAAAUCACCUAUAAAAUUAAGAAAAUUUAUCAUAAACACCAUACAAUUUGCAAA
Molecule: messenger RNA, 2245 nt
Organism: Megalops cyprinoides (Indo-Pacific tarpon)
Lineage: Eukaryota; Metazoa; Chordata; Actinopteri; Elopiformes; Megalopidae
Gene: gjb9b
Product: gap junction protein beta 9b
Exons: 3
Coding region: 176-976 (266 amino acids)
Biological process (GO): cell communication
Cellular component (GO): connexin complex
Source: RefSeq, a predicted model, not a curated record